Messenger RNA from Ostrea edulis (European flat oyster), 2920 nucleotides. Its product is annotated as LIM zinc-binding domain-containing Nebulette-like. Lineage: Eukaryota; Metazoa; Mollusca; Bivalvia; Ostreida; Ostreidae. Gene Ontology annotation, cellular component: focal adhesion. The record is from RefSeq and is a predicted model, not a curated record. The transcript has 13 exons. Bases 149 to 1579 code for a protein of 476 amino acids. Gene Ontology annotation, molecular function: actin filament binding.
CCAUAUGCUGAUUUUGACAUCACUUCCGUAUCAGUAAAAGGCUGAGAGUGAGAAAGUAUCCAAUUUGGAAGUUGAAAAUAGUGCACUGUGUUUCCAUUACAGAAGUGGGUGUUCUUGAUUAAUGUGAUCAUUUUUGGUUACAGUAAUAAUGAAUAAGAAGUGUGCGAAGUGUGAGAAGACGGUGUACCCGACGGAGGAGUUAAAAUGCUUAGACAAGUUUUGGCACAAACCAUGUUUCAAGUGCGAUGUCUGCAAUAUGACCUUGAACAUGAAAAAUUACAAAGGCUACAACAAGAUACCGUACUGCAAUGUUCACUACCCGACCACCUCCUUCACUGCUGUAGCCGACACACCAGAAAACCAGAGGAUAAAACAGAAUACCAAAGUACAGAGUAAUGUUCAGUAUCACAGUGACUUCGAGAAACAGAAAGGAGCAUACACACAAGUAGUGGACACUCCCGACAUGAUUCGACACCAGCAGAACACCAAAAAUAUCAGUCUGAUAGAGUAUCAUCGAAAUUUUGAGGAAUCCAAGUCGCAGUUUACGUAUGUUACAGACACACCUGUCAUGAAAACACAGCUGACCAAUACAAAGAACGUCAGUUUGAUUGAGUACCACAGGGAUUUUGAAAAAUCCAAGUCUAAAUAUACUCAAGUUGCUGAUACACCAGAGAUACAAAAAUACCUAGAAAACUCCAAAUUUGUCAGUUUGAUUCAGUAUCAGAAGGACUUCACGGAGACCCGUGGCAGUUGUUACCAAGUCCCAGACACGGUAGAAAUGAAAACGCACCGUCGUAACAUGGAAAAUGUCAGUGCGAUUAAAUACCAUGCUGAUUUUGAGAAGAUGAAGGGUAAGAAGCUGACAGUAGUAGAUGAUCCUGAAACCAUGCGCAUCAAACAAAACACGGCCAUACAGAGCAACGUAGAAUACCACAAAGUCAGGGAUCAGCUCAGCGACAUGGAGCAGCGACGCCCAGACCGUGAGGCCAGAGAGGGCCCUACUCGUACUCAGCCUGGGAAAAUUACCGAUUACGAACCCGAGACUAAUGCCGGAGGUACCCCCUACUCCAUGAGAAAUUCCCAAGCCCGUGUCGUAUAUGACUCCAACAUUGGUAAAGAUUUGGAGGGUCCAGGUGUUCAGGAGGUGGAGGAUGCCCCAAGCCGUCGUGUUGGAUCAAUUUCUGAUUAUGACCCAUUGAACAAUCAAUUUGGAUCCAUCGGCAGAUACAGUGGAGGAGAUCCUGCACAUGAACCUCCACGUGGAUACCAGCAACCACCCCCUCAGAGUUACCAGCAGCCACCCCCUCAGAGUUACCAGCAACCACCCCCUCAGAGUUACCAGCCCCCUCCCCCUCAGAGUUACCAGCCCCCUCCCCCUCAGCCCGCUGCUGCCUCAGAAGGGAUGGUGUGUAAAGCUAUGUAUGAUUACACGUCGGCUGAUGCAGACGAGGUCUCCUUCCAGGAGGAUGACCUCAUCAUCAACUGUCAGCCAAUCGAUGAGGGCUGGAUGGAGGGUACAGUGAAGAGAACAGGUCAGCGUGGAAUGCUGCCCUCCAAUUACGUUGAGCAAGUCAACUAGGAGAGAAAAAAAACAAACAAUUAGGAUUCAAUUUAUCAAAGUUAUUAUGAAAGUUAAUUGUUAUUUCUGAAAUGUUAGCUUUUUAUAAAGUUACCUCCCUUUUACGUAUGUCUGUGUAUUACGCUGCUCUAUGUUUUAUAGUACUUGUAUUUUUAAAAGUAGGUUUUUGGAUUUAUUUUUUUUUUUGGUUUUUUUUUUUUUCUGUCAUGCCAAUCCAUGCUUUAAUUCUUAAAUUAAAUCUUGUAAUUUCUGUUGAAGAAUGGUUUUUCCUUAGAAAAAAGAAGGGGGUUUCUCGUUUCCAUUGAAAUUUUUAGAUAUGCAAUACUGCAGUAUUAUAUAUGGAUCAAAAUGGGUUCUCUGUCCAUGAGUCAUGUUCACAGAGUCUUCUUGGUGAAGGACAAGAUAUAUGUAAGUGAUUGAAUGUCAUUCUUCCUUAAACACAGGGAGUUUACAAUAUGGUGCAAUCUGAAACAGACUACUUUUGUAUCUUAACUGAAACCUGGUGAUAUUCAUUAGUAUAUAUUGUGUAAUUACACCGGUACAUGCAUCAUCUCAAGCCACGGUCCGGAGUCUGCAUACAGGAAAGGAUCAUACAUUUUGACCGUGGUUUGCGAUAAUGUGGUACAUUUUGAUUUCAAGUGAUUGCUAGGAAUAAUAUAAACUAAAUUGAAAGACUUUCCCCUAUAUGCAUGCUCUUAUUUAUACAUGUUUUCAUUGCAAAUUUUUGAAAGCUUUGUUGGUCUGUAAAUUGCCAGUAAAUUAUAUUUUGAAGCCAAAUAUGUUGGAACAAAUUGAUUAUGCCUGCACUGCGGAAUGACCAGUGUUGAUGCGCUCUGGAAUGUUGAUAAUCUACGAAGUGGAUCGCAUUGUCACCUAUUAUCGCCAUACUAGUAUUUGCACAUAAUUUUUUUUUUUCAUAACCAGUGUAACUAUUUGUAAAAUUCAAUAUUUUUAUUGGUGAUUUUUAUCUUAGCCAAAGAUGCAGUUUUUGAUUAUUACAUUACAGAAUUCUAGUUGAAACACUUAACAUGGCAAAACUUCUCUGUCAAUACAGUUUAUUGAUUUUCUAUUAUUCAAAACGAUUGAUACCCAAAAUAUGCAUCACAAAUGUUAAUAAGUAAUGUUCAUAAGUAAUGUCAAUGUAAUACUUGGAAAUAUGAUAUGAAAAAAUAGUUUAUGAAUUUGCAAUUGUCAGUGACUGUCUCACCGACAUAGAUAGCCAUGCCUGAGAUCGUUGAUUUUAGUAAUCAGAUACUGCCUGUAAAUAUCUACAGAAUAUUGAUUUGCUUGUUUUUAAGUACUGAAUACUGAUUAAAGUGUUAUGUAGAUAUUUUAUCACAA